UUCCUAUACACAAACAUCAAUUUACACAGAGUAGGUCAGUAGGGGAGGAAACAAUGAACCGCUCGGACCCAAAACAGAGGAAGAAAUAACCUCGCUCUCGGCUGUCUGUGGCAUCAUAUUAUUUCAUCUUAGCAGCAGAAAUAACUAAAUACACGAGUUACGGCGAGAAUGCUUUUAUGUUUCCGGAGCAAAUACAUUGCAGCAGUGAUAGUAGUAGCGUUGGUUUCAAGAGCACUUUAUUUUCAAGCAACUUAGAAUGCUGCCGUGGAAGAAAAAUAAAUUCGAUCUGAUCGAAGAAGACAAGCAGUCAAAGCCGAAGGGAUAUGCGGUGAGUCUCAACUACUCUGCACUCACGUCCUUUGCAAAGUCCUGCCCGGAGAGCGCUCUCAGCAGGGUCGGCAGCAUGUUCAAAUCCAAGAGGAAAAAAGUGAAUAUCACCAACGAGGACCCCACUUACACGGUGCUGUACCUGGGCAACGCCACCACUAUCCAGUCCAAGGGAGACGGCUGCACUGACGUGGCCGUGAGCAAGAUCUGGAACAAAAGCGAAAUGGGCAAAAACGGCACCAAGAUGAAAUUUACCAUCAGCUCCCAGGGGGUCCGCAUGGUGCAUGUGGAUGACAAAGCCCGCAGACCGGGUCACCUGUACCUGCUGCACCGGAUAACCUACUGCGUUGCGGACCCAAGGCUACCCAAGAUUUUCGCCUGGGUUUACAGGCACGAGAUGAAGCACAAAGCCGUCAUGCUGCGGUGCCACGCCGUGCUCGUCUCCAAGCCAGAGAAAGCUAAAGCCAUGGCUCUCUUGUUGUACCAAACUUCGGCUACAGCCCUGGAGGAGUUUAAGAGGGUUAAGCGCAGGGACGAUGCUCGGCACCAGCAGCAGCAGCUGAUAGGGGAUCAGACCAUCCCCUUGGUCCCCCUGAGGAAGCUCAUGAACGGACAGUGCUAUUACAAACCUCCCGUGGAGCGCAGCCGGAGCGCACCGAAAUUGGGCUCCAUCACUGAGGAUCUUCUCGGGGAGGAGGAAGAGGAAAAAGAGAAACAUUUCGAGUGCGAUGACAUUUUGGACACAGAUGACGACUGCUUGGGCAAUAGUAAACAAGAACUUUCUCAGAUAAUCAGCGACCUGGGGGAAAUGUGCAUUGGUAACGAUGUCCUGACUCUGAAAUCGGACCUGAGAGUCACCCGGUUACUGUCCGGGGAAAGCACGGGGAGCGAAUCUUCUACAGACAGUAACCAGGAUCCGAAUUCACAUUGCAAUGGCUUUGAGGAAGUCAAAGAGCAAGAUAUAGCUUGAAUAAUAAUAAUAAUAAUAAUAAUACUAAUAA
Molecule: messenger RNA, 1328 nt
Organism: Polyodon spathula (Mississippi paddlefish)
Lineage: Eukaryota; Metazoa; Chordata; Actinopteri; Acipenseriformes; Polyodontidae
Product: protein FAM43A-like
Exons: 1
Coding region: 257-1297 (346 amino acids)
Source: RefSeq, a predicted model, not a curated record